AGUCGAAACAAUCAUGAUGCUCAGAAAUGACACGACUCUGGCAACGGCUCAAGAGGCUCCGAAAAGGAAAGUGAUCUACGGCAGACCCGGCAAGGCUUCCAGGAACGACAAAAGCCACAUGAUCGUCUCCGUGUUUUUCCUGAUGUUAUGUUUCUGGCUGCUAGCCGCGGAUAGCAGCGCAUCCGUAAUCAAGAAUAAGAGGGCUAUCGCUUCAGCUACCGAAAGUACCACAGGACCGUUGAAAGAGUGCCACCAAAAUACCCCGUGUGGAUGGGCCAUAUACGUGCCGUUCACACGCCGUAUCGAUUAUUUCAUGAAAAACACUUGCAUUUGCAAUCCGAACUUGGCGUGCUUGAAGACCGAUGAUGACCUGUCAGUGAACGCGUACGUGUACCGCUGCAAGCCCAGACCGUUGACUACUACGGAGAUCAUACCGACGACCAUCUGAGAUUUGAGCGAGGGAUAUGUCCACAGCAACGAAGCGGUGGCCAACACCACACCACUGGCGCUGCUUCUUCGCCAUUGGACAAGUGAAUUUAUACUAGUUUAUUCCUAAUACCAAAUCUACUUAUGUUCCGGAAAUCAUAUUUUUUACUAUUUUUUUCUAAUUAGUCUUAAGAGUUAAGAAGAAGAAAUAUUUUUUUAUGCUAUUAAAGCUUUUUCGUAAUUUAUUUUUAUUUAGGUACUUAUACCUAUAUAUACUUAAAAAAGUAAAAUUAUUAGUAAUUUAUAUCAAACCUACUUGGUUGAAAUCAUUUAUUCUUAUACAAUAAUUAUAUUUAUGUAUUUUUCAAUACUAUUAUAUUUUUUCGUACAAAUUAAAGGGCAUUAGCCAUUAGGGAAAAUCAUAUUUUAACCCAUGUAAGAGGUUUCAUCCUUUAGACUUUAUAUCACAGUAUUUUUAUAUUUUAAUUUUUCACAUUUUAGAUUAUACCUAAGUUUGUAAGAAUAAGUUAAAUUAUUAUUUUUUGAGGCUAUAGCUACUUAACUAUUUACUUUUUUACUACGACUAACAUUAUUAUUGUAAUAAUAUUUAUAAUGUUUAUCUCGUUGUCAUUUAAUAUGGCGAUUAGAUCAACAUUUUUAUUUAUUAUUUUUUUCAACACACUAUUAGACAUAAUUAAAAAAACAUACUACUGUUGUUUAAUAAUAUUAUUAUUAAUAUUUAUUUAUUAUUAUUAUUAUUAUUAUGAUUAUUAUUAUUUUUAUUAUGUUUAUUAUAAUUAUGUCCUCUGGUUUUUUUAAAUUAUUUUAUUACAUUAAUAAAGAAGAAGAGAUAAGAUUACA
Acyrthosiphon pisum (pea aphid) is the source of this 1287-nucleotide messenger RNA. RefSeq lists its product as uncharacterized. The record is from RefSeq and is marked predicted. NCBI's taxonomy places the organism in Eukaryota, Metazoa, Arthropoda, Insecta, Hemiptera, Aphididae.